Populus euphratica (Euphrates poplar) is the source of this 2200-nucleotide messenger RNA. It is a transcript of the gene PHT2;1, whose product is annotated as phosphate transporter 2;1. Gene Ontology annotation, biological process: phosphate ion transmembrane transport. The transcript is spliced from 3 exons. The coding region runs from base 260 to 2032 and encodes 590 amino acids. NCBI's taxonomy places the organism in Eukaryota, Viridiplantae, Streptophyta, Magnoliopsida, Malpighiales, Salicaceae. The record is from RefSeq and is a predicted model, not a curated record. Gene Ontology annotation, molecular function: phosphate transmembrane transporter activity. Gene Ontology annotation, cellular component: membrane.
ACAGACAAGUGGAGACCCUCCAGAAGCACAGCCACCACUCAUUUGAAUCAACCAAAGCAAGCAGCCAAAUCCACUCUCAACCUCCUUUCCACCCCAGUGAACAAGCAACAAAAGUGAUGCACACUCCUCUAUUCUUCCUCCACCACCUACUCUCCUUUCUCCCCUUUGGCUACAAUAUUCUUCCAUGACCAAGAAUCUACAUGAAUAAUUCCAUAUCCAUAUCUCUUCUCUUCGCUCUCUUUGCCAUCUACUCCUAGACAUGACUCUCUUUUAUACCUUAUCAUCUUCUACAAGGAACAUUAUCUCACCAGAAACUCAUGUCCUUCAUAAUUCUCACUUCUAUCUACCAAGAAACCGUUCUUCUUUCUUUUCCAAUGAAACCACCCUCUUCAAGAGAGAAACCCUUCCAUUCAAGCCUCAGCAGCAACAACCAAACAGGAGUUUUCCUCCCAUCUUGAGACUUAACAACUCUAAACUCGCACACCCUUUUGCCAGUAUAUCCUCUUACGCUGAAGCUGGAGGUGAGGAAGAGAAAAACGAAGGAGUUCAAAUCGAGGAACAUCAAGAAACGGUAAGAAAGAAGGAAAAUGACUCUCCUGGAAUGGCUCAGGCCUUCGAUAUAUCCUCAAGAACAGCCACUGCUAUAUCAAUAUUGAUAGCAUUUGCUGCUCUCAGUCUUCCCUUAUUUAUGAAGACUUUGGGACAGGGCUUGGACUUGAAGACCAAAUUCCUCUCAUAUGUGACCCUGCUAUUUGGAUUCUAUAUGGCUUGGAACAUAGGUGCCAAUGAUGUGGCUAAUGCCAUGGGGACUUCUGUGGGGUCUGGGGCCUUAACAAUCCGGCAGGCGGUGUUAACUGCAGCUGUUUUGGAGUUCUCAGGAGCGCUGUUGACGGGUACCCAUGUGACCGGUACAAUGCAGAAGGGAAUUCUUGUUGCUAAUGUGUUUCAGGGAAAGGAUACCCUGCUCUUUGCUGGAUUGCUCUCUUCGUUGGCUGCUGCUGGUACUUGGUUGCAGGUUGCUUCAUAUUAUGGUUGGCCUGUCUCUACCACACACUGUAUAGUAGGAUCAAUGGUAGGAUUUGGUCUUGUCUAUGGGGGGCCUGGUGCUGUCUUCUGGAGUUCUUUGGCAAGGGUAACUUCAUCGUGGGUGAUCUCACCAUUAAUGGGGGCAAUGGUUUCAUUUCUUGUCUACAAAUUCAUCCGCAGGUUUGUAUACAGCGCCCCAAAUCCAGGACUAGCUGCAGCUGCAUCCGCUCCAAUUGCUGUCUUUCUGGGUGUAACUGGAAUCUCUUUUGCAGCCUUUCCUCUAAGCAAGGUCUUUCCUUUAGCUCUGGCACAGGCUCUAGCCAGUGGUGCAGUUGGUGCUUUCCUAGUUGACCGAAUUAUACGGAAACAGCUUGGUCAUCUCCUGGUGAAAGCUAGUUCGUCACAACCUGAGCCAAAAGAGAAUGCUAUACACAGCAAAAAUAUUGGGUUACUCUCUGAUUUUGCAGGACCAAAGGGUACCCAGUUGGAAAUAGUUUAUGGAGUUUUUGGAUACAUGCAGAUCCUCUCAGCAUGCUUCAUGUCAUUUGCACACGGGGGAAAUGAUGUUUCCAAUGCGAUAGGUCCUUUGGCUGCUGCAUUAUCUAUUCUGCACGGCAGUGCCGGUGGAACAGAGAUUGUUAUUCCGAUGGAUGUUCUAGCAUGGGGAGGAUUUGGCAUCGUUGCAGGGCUAAUGAUGUGGGGAUACAGAGUGAUGGCAACAAUUGGGAAGAAGAUAACUGAACUUACACCAACUAGAGGAUUUGCAGCUGAGUUUGCUGCAGCUUCUGUGGUUCUAGUGGCAUCAAAGCUGGGACUGCCCAUAUCGGCAACGCAUACCUUGGUGGGUGCAGUGAUGGGUGUAGGUUUUGCAAGGGGUCUGAACAGUGUUAGAGCAGAAACCGUGAGAGAGAUUGUUGUUUCAUGGGCUGUGACAAUUCCAGUUGGUGCUAUCUUUGCAGUUUUCUACACAUGGAUUUUGACCAAGCUUUUGUCUUACAUUUUGUGAGAGUAAAUUUACAAGAAUCCAAAUGAAAAUCUUGAUGUAUGUGAUUAAUCAAGAUCACUCCUCUCUCAAAAGAAUUUGUGGUAUUGGUGUGUUUUUGAGCUAUGUGAUUUCCUUUAAGAAGUCGCAGUUUUUUAUGGAAAUGAGAAAACAAAAUGAAUUUUUUUUUUU